Messenger RNA from Oncorhynchus nerka (sockeye salmon), 2029 nucleotides. RefSeq names its product cytosolic phospholipase A2 gamma-like. Gene Ontology annotation, cellular component: nuclear envelope; nucleoplasm; cytosol. Gene Ontology annotation, molecular function: calcium-dependent phospholipid binding; calcium ion binding. The annotation marks the transcript as partial. Gene Ontology annotation, biological process: glycerophospholipid catabolic process. The record is from RefSeq and is a predicted model, not a curated record. NCBI's taxonomy places the organism in Eukaryota, Metazoa, Chordata, Actinopteri, Salmoniformes, Salmonidae. The transcript has 6 exons.
CCUCUCACCCCCCCUCCCCCUUAAAAGAUUUAGAUGCACUACUGUUCCACUGGAUGUCAUAAGGUGAAUGCACCAAUUUGUAAGUCGCUCUGGAUAAGAGCGUCUGCUAAAUGACUUAAAUGUAAAUGUAAAUGACAGAGGACGGGACUAGAGUGUGGAGAUCAAGAGAGAUCAACUUGAGGUGAAGAUUAAGGUUGGACUAGUCUGCUGUACUGUACAUCUCUGGUAAGACUUCUCUGUCUAAACACUGCAUGUAGACUUUGUGUGUUUUAUUGUUUAUAUAUAUUAAAUUGUUCAUGUUGUAAAUCCAUUUGUGAUAAUCUGUCUUUGUAAAAAGUGCUGUAUCAAUAAAUAUGGUUGAUUGUUGUGUUAUAGAAUGAUGCAGGUGAUCUUUAUUCAAAUCAGUCUAGAGUCUUUGGCUUCUAGUUCUGAAGUCACAUUGAUAGAUGUGUUUAGGACAUAUAAAUAUAUAUUAGAAUGUCUUUGGGUUUCAACUGAGUACUAUAUCUCCUUAGACCCAAAUGUGAUAAUUUAGUGUAAUUGAAUUUCACAGUACUGUUAUUAUUAAUUUAAUAUUUAUUUAACCCAAAUAACAUCUUAUUGAGAGUUUUCUGACCCUAUGACAUGCAGAAAAACCAAGGGAUUGGUUUGUGUUUAAAGGAUUUGUUUUAGUGGACUCAGAGAGAACAAUGUUGAAACAAACAGAUACUCCUGAGGUAAGAAACUCAUCAUCACAAUAUAGUAGGACAUUUGUCUGAAAUAAACCACGCAAUAUUAUGUUUGGUUCUCAUCAAAUACUUUGCUACUGCAUAGCUGAUAUCGCUCAAAUAUACAUUGAACACAACCCCUUUCUGUUGCUGUCAAUACUAAACUCACCACAUUCAAUCAUAAUGAAAGGAAACUUACUUCAUUAUGUUGAUGUUUACACAAUAUAACGAUGACAUUUGUCUGCAACAUACCAAACUGUACUGUAAUACAUACAUAUGAAUAUGCAUCCAGAAUUAAGUAAUAUAAUAUACUUUCCUGACAAAGUGAGAGUAUAAGCUGUCAGAAUUAUGUUUUAUUUAUCUUAAAAUAGCUUUUUAUGAAAUGACAUGUUAUAUAAGGUAUGAACAUUUGAAGUGUUAUGGCUCAAUUAAAGACAUUGAAUAACAUAUUUGUCCUUACCUAUCAACUCUUCAGUUCACCAAACUAUAUCAUUAUGAAGUAAUAUCCUGUACACAUAUAUUUUUCUGUCUCUUUCAUUCAUUCUGUCAGACUGUGCGUCUGUCUCACUCUAUCAAUGAUGAAGAGAUAAAGUAUGUGAAGGAGAGGAAGACUCUGAUUAAGAAGUGGCUGAAAGGUCAGGGUAUCGACUGUGAACUGGAGGAUGUUCCUAACAUAGCGUUGCUGGGGUCAGGUGGAGGAGAGAGGGCAGCAGUGGGCAUGCUGGGAUCUCUGCAUCAGCUGGAACAGGACAACAUGCUGGGCAGCCUCCUCUAUAUGUGUGGGGUGUCAGGCACCACCUGGUGCAUGUCAUCCCUGUACAGCGAUCCAGAUUGGUCAUUGAAUAAGCGUUGUGAUGAGGUGAUAAAGAAGCUGAAGGGUCCUAAAGUGAACUUGAGCAAGAUUGUGGAGUGGCUGAAAUCGAGGAAAGGACAAAACCAGGACUUCAACCUCACUGACUUCUGGGGCGCCUUCACUGCCUCCUAUUUCAUGAAAGAGAUGAACACUCGCUGUCUCUCUGAAGAAGCUCACAGGAACAGCACCAACCCCUACCCCAUCUACAGCGCCAUAGAACUGGAGCACAACAAACUGGGCUGCACUAAAGGGGUGUGGUUUGAGAUGACCCCCCACGAGAGUGGCUUCUCCGGAUUGGGAGCUUUCGUCUCCACUUCCUGUCUUGGGAGCCAGUUUGAAGGCGGGAAUCUGAGAGAGAAGAGGAAGGAAAUGGACAUGGUAUUGCUGCAAGGUAUCUGUGGGAGUGCCAUUGCAGAUGGGCAGAGGAACAAUGCGGAGGUAGUACAAAUGAUCUGGGACUUACUGGGAG